Messenger RNA from Linepithema humile (Argentine ant), 3276 nucleotides. RefSeq names its product Bromodomain containing 7/9 (gene Brd7-9). Gene Ontology annotation, biological process: regulation of transcription by RNA polymerase II. NCBI's taxonomy places the organism in Eukaryota, Metazoa, Arthropoda, Insecta, Hymenoptera, Formicidae. Gene Ontology annotation, cellular component: nucleus. The record is from RefSeq and is a predicted model, not a curated record.
UGCUUAAUGCAGCUGUUAUACCUUCUGCACUAAGAACAAGACAGAUAUAUAAUGAAGCGUUAGAAAUAGAAAGAGAAGAAAGAAAAAGUACAGCUAUGAGAAAGAAAUACGAUUCUACGCGUUGUACAAAAACGUUUAUUGAACGUGCUAAUUGACUAUCGGACAGAGAAUUUCUGAUAUUUCGUAGAAUUGUUCGACUAGCCGAAUUAAUUCGUCCGAAAGACUCAUACACAAACGAGAUAUUAAUCUGAGUGUGAAGACGGAACGACGGGAUAACAUGUGACGUCAUUAAUGGCCGCCGCUGUGUUGUCUAUAUACGCAACGGAGCGCGGCACUCAGUGCGAGACCGCUAACAGAAGUUAGACAUAACGCAACAUACGCAAGACGCGAGCGAGUAGAGACGGUAGUUAUUUUUUAUCGCAUAAAGCUGUGGCCGAACGCGCAAGAUAUGGGCUCGAAGAAGCACAAGAAGCACAAACGCGAAAGGCACGAAGGAAUUAUGACUACGUUUUCACCACGGACAAACUGAGAGAGUGAGGUUGGAGUAGAAGUGAGGUGGAUUCGAAAGUAUAAACGAAGCGUUCCGCAGCAACAGGCGCGACGUGGAAAAGGUCAGUACACAACGACGGACAAGCCGCCUAGUUUGAAGUUAAUCUUAAAGGUAGGAGGCAGUACUGGAACGCCUGAGCACGGCAGUGAGUCGCCCAAUCAGGCCACGAUGCUGUCGCACUACCAACUGGAGCAACAAUUAGGCCUCAACUACUCCGUUAGUACGGGGGAUACGGAAUACGACAGGUACCUCGGUCAUAAGAAGCUCAAGAAAAAGAAGAAAAAGAAAGACAAACGGCACAAGCAUCAUCACAAAGAUAAGAAGAGACGGAGGGAAGAAUCGAGCCAGGAAUCAGUCGGCGACGCCGACGAGAAUCUGGCCGAACCUUUACCUAAGAAGGCCUGUACUAAUCAUAAUCAGCUGCUGCCGCCCAGGCCGCCGUCGUGCGGUGAAUUAAGGGUGGGCGUUAGUAGUAAUGUCAGUUCUCUAUCGCCCCAUCGCGAGCCUAGAACAUGCGUCCUCAGGAAGAUAGCGGAGCGCACGCCUCUUCAAAGAUUGCUGGAGCAUUUGUUGAGAUCUAUGGAGAAGCGAGAUCCGCAGCAGUUCUUCGCCUGGCCAGUCACAGACAGCAUCGCACCCGGCUAUUCUCAAAUCAUCACAAAUCCAAUGGAUUUCAGUACGAUAAAGCAGAAAAUAGACGACAACAACUAUCAAAAUCUGCAGGAGUUUGUGGACGAUUUCAAACUCAUGUGCGACAACGCCACGACCUACAAUCAUCCCGACACUAUUUAUUUCAAGGCAGCAAAAAAAUUGCUGCACGUCGGCCUGAAGAUGGUCACUCCCGAGAAACUACGGCAGCUUAGACCAGUUUUAACAUAUAUGAACGACAUCACGAAAGAGGAGCUUGGAUUCGAGCUGGGCAUCGAGGAUCCUAAUAACCCGGACGCACCGGCGACGGAGGAGCAAAUCGAGCGGGAACGCGAGCAGGAGGAACGCAACGAGGAGGCGGAGGAACUCAGGAAAGAGAACCAGAGAAAAAUGAGACUGGCUAGUUUAGGCAAAUUCGAGGCGAUACCGGACGACAUGACGCCGGAGGAGAUAUUGAAACAGGCGAGAGGGGCGGCCAAAGCGGCAGCGGAGAAACUCAGUCUGAAGAGAGUCAAUUCAAAGAUGGGCUUCCUGCGGCAGAAGAAGGACGGCACUACCAGUCUGCAGAUCAUCGUGCCUGGGGACGGGAUUAUUCCCGGAACUAACCAGAGACCCGUGUCUCUGGGACAAUUGAUAGGCAAGUUAAAUCACGGAACGGGAGCAUUGGCGGGAUUCCGAGAAGAUCGCAGGAACAUGUCGAAACCGGCGAAACCCCUAUAUUACGGCGCAUUCGGAUCGUACGCGCCGAGCUACGAUUCGACAUUUGCGAAUCUCACGAAGGAGGAAACGGAUCUGGUGUAUCAGACUUACGGCGACGAAACUGCCGUACAAUACGCCGAGUCUAUUUUAGAUUUCGCUAAGGACUGUGAUUACACGUUGACCAUGGUCGACGAUCUACUGGACAUUCUCACGAGCGGCGAUCACAGAAAGACGAAGAAAUUGCUCGAGGAAAAACGAAGACUGAAGGAGGAAGAAGAGAAGAUCAAGAACUUAUUAGAGAAACCUAUGCAAGACGUGAAUCGUAACAUUUCGUCGGCGGAUAAGGUUAAAGUUGAUCUUGAACAACUCAGGACGCUCGCGGAGAUCGGUAUCGAUAUAAACUUCUUAGAGAAUUUAGAAGAAGAGUUUAAGUACAGCGAGGAACGCGCUACACUACAAAGCCGUCUGGAUGACACAUCGCAGAUGCUGGGCCGGCUUAAGCAGGCCCAGCAUGAGCGUCUAUCGGCGCCACCACCGGCUCAUCUGUCCAACGUUCCUAAAGCAUCAGACGCCGAGGUGAUACUGGCUGAGAAGAUCACCGACAAUCUUACUGACAUAGCGAAGAAACUGCCACCAUCGGGGAUCGCGCCUGUCGACGGUCUACGUAGAGCGAUGGGUAUAGCGCCUCUAGGUGGACCGGAGCCCAUGGAAGUCGAACCGAUUACGCACAACCCUACCAUAGUCACCGACAGCUCGUUGCUGCCGCCAAACAAUAGCAACAAUCAAGUGCUGUCGAGUCUAUUACCGACCCCCUCGCCGAUUCAAAAUACAAAUCUACUAAGCCCGACUGGUCAGCAAAAUCAAAAUAUUAAUAUUGUGGGCGCGAAUCAGCCACCGCCGUCGAUACAGAUACAGCUCGGCAUGACGCACAGCAGCCAGACGCCACCGUCGCUGCUGAGCGCGACGGAGCCGUCCAGCGUGACCGAUCUUGAGUCCGAAUUACGCGAAUUCCUGGAGAGCGAUCCCACACUCGGACACUCGCCUCUCCACGAUGAUAAAACUUUGGAGGAUAUCUUAUCAGAGUCUUAGUGUACGCGCGUUAAUCUAAGUAUAUUGGGAUAUAAAUUAUGAAGAUAAGUAUAAAUUAUAUAUAAGAAGAUUAAGCAAGAUAAAACACGUAAAGUAUCACGAGUUGUUUUUUGUCGGAAAUUAUUAGGGAUAAUAAUAGUUUAGUGUUUUAGGGUUCCCCGAGAAAAUAUAUCUUGUCACACUUUACGCGCUAUAUCCUAUAUAUAAAGUCUGUACAUUUUAUUACCGACUUACUAAUUUCACAUGUACUAUUAAUAAAUCAAAUUAUAUAGUCUUGUGUCUUAUUUUAA